Anoplopoma fimbria (sablefish) is the source of this 1254-nucleotide messenger RNA. Its product is annotated as Carbohydrate sulfotransferase 1-like. Bases 1 to 1254 code for a protein of 417 amino acids. NCBI's taxonomy places the organism in Eukaryota, Metazoa, Chordata, Actinopteri, Perciformes, Anoplopomatidae. The record is from RefSeq and is a predicted model, not a curated record. Gene Ontology annotation, biological process: keratan sulfate proteoglycan metabolic process; N-acetylglucosamine metabolic process. The transcript has 2 exons. Gene Ontology annotation, molecular function: keratan sulfotransferase activity; N-acetylglucosamine 6-O-sulfotransferase activity.
AUGGAGUGCUCCUGGAAGACGGUGCUGCUGCUUGUGUGUGCGUCUCUUGGGGUCCAGUACACAGCUAUCCGCACCCUGAGGGACUCUCUGUCUGGGCCCUGUCACGGAACCUACCGCUGCCAGACCAGACACCACAGAGACUCCAGGUGGAGAGCCUUGUGCGAUGACAGCUGGACGCCCGUCGAUUCGCCUCGGAAGCAUAUCCUUCUGUUUGCCACCACGCGCAGUGGCUCCUCCUUCACCGGGCAGCUCCUCAACCAGCACCCAGGGGUCUUCUAUGUGUUUGAGCCUCUCUACCACGUCCAGCAGGCAUUCACCAACUCCAGCAGCAGGCUGCGUCGCACCCUGGACCGCCGGGCCCUACUGGGAGCAUACAGGGACCUCCUCCUCAAUCUGUACACCUGUGACCUUCAUUUCAUGGAGAAUUACAUCCGUCCGGACCCCCAGGACCACGUCACAAGCUCCUUCUUCCGCCGAAGCUCCAGCCACGCACUCUGUUCCGCUCCCGUUUGCGUGGAUGGAGGGGAUGUGACGGCAUCUGCUACACCUGAUGAAACCUGGUGUCCCAAGAAGUGUGGGGCCCUGAACCUCACCCUAGCCUCUAUGUCAUGUCUGUCAAGGGAUAAUGUAGCCAUCAAGACUGUGCGGGUCCCUGAGGUGGGGGACCUGCGCACCUUGACAGAGGAUCCACGUCUGGACCUGAAGAUCAUCCACCUGGUGAGAGACCCCAGAGCCAUCCUCGCCUCACGCAUUAUGGCCUUCUCAGAUCAAUUCCGCGCUUGGAAAAUAUGGAACGCGACAGGGCGGCAGCCUCGGUAUGUGGACUUGACGCAGAUCACCAGUACCUGCAAAGACAUGGCAGCCUCUGCAGAAACAGGCCUGCAAAGGCCAGCAUGGCUGCGGGGACGCUAUCUGCUGGUUCGGUAUGAGGACCUGGCGUUAAAUCCGAAGGACAAGGCCACUGAGAUCUACAGGUUUGUGGGGCUGGAGAUGGAGGACAGGGUGCAGAUGUGGAUUGCAAAGAACACCAACAGUAACAUGUCGUCCCCGUCAGAGUGGAACUACAGGUACUCCACCACCAGAGACUCCAGAGCGACAGCAGAGAGCUGGAGGCUUCGUCUGGGCUUUGACAUCGUGAGGACUGUGCAGAAUCUGUGCAAUGACACUCUGGCUCUGCUGGGAUACAAGCAGGUUCACUCUGCAGCUGAACUCAGAAACCUGUCCCACAGUUUGGUGGAACGCAGGACCUUUUAA